AUGGUCAAGAAGAUGAAGCUUCCUUUCAUCUGCAAGAAAACAAAUACCAAAGGAACAUGGAAAUUGUCACUUUUUAAGCAAUUCAAAGCCAUUUCAUUCAUAAACAAGCCCAAAACUAUAAAGAAUUCCAAUUCUGUUUUAUCAGACACUGCCAGGUUUGUUUCAGUGCUGGACUCCUCGUGGUCCCAGUCAAGAAAUGGCCUAUCACUGCCUAAAGGUUCUGAAGAACUGCUUGAGAUGGAUAGCAAGGCACUGAGAUCAGACAGGCUGUUUUUCGAGCCAGGCAACACGAAUUCGAUACUAGAGGCAGCCAGGUUCCCUUUCAAGGAUUGUGUAGCACUGGCCUUAGAGACAGGGGAUCCUUAUAUGGAUUUUCGAAUUUCAAUGGAAGAAAUUGUUGAGGCUUGUGAACUGAAAGAUCAGGAGCAUCUAGAGGAGUUACUGGCCUGGUACUUGAAGAUGAAUAGAAAAAAUAACCAUGGCUUUAUAGUGGGAGCCUUCAUCGACAUGUUUGCCACGGUAAAUUCAUAUUCCUCUUCUAGUUUUAUUUCUGCUUCUUCAGCUUCAUCUUCCAGAACAGGAGGCUAG
Molecule: messenger RNA, 588 nt
Organism: Theobroma cacao (cacao)
Lineage: Eukaryota; Viridiplantae; Streptophyta; Magnoliopsida; Malvales; Malvaceae
Source: RefSeq, a predicted model, not a curated record